This is a messenger RNA of Dioscorea cayenensis subsp. rotundata (Guinea yam), 1330 nucleotides long. RefSeq names its product probable protein phosphatase 2C 59. The record is from RefSeq and is a predicted model, not a curated record. Gene Ontology annotation, molecular function: protein serine/threonine phosphatase activity; cation binding. Gene Ontology annotation, biological process: protein dephosphorylation. The transcript has 8 exons. Gene Ontology annotation, cellular component: nucleus; cytosol. The coding region runs from base 148 to 1122 and encodes 324 amino acids. NCBI's taxonomy places the organism in Eukaryota, Viridiplantae, Streptophyta, Magnoliopsida, Dioscoreales, Dioscoreaceae.
CCUUUCUCUCUCUCUGGUUUCUUCUUUGAUUUCUUCUCCUUCUUCUUCUUCUUCUUCUUCUUCUUUGUUUUCUCUUCUUGUUUUAUAUUUUUUAAUUUUGUAUCUAUAUAUAUAUAGACAAGUAUCAUUUGAUGUAGAAACAAAACAAUGGGGUACCUGAAUACUGUGGUGCCAGCAGCAAGUGCUUCACAAGUUAAUGGCUCUUCUGCUAGUGGUGGUGGUCUCAGCCAGAAUGGUAAGUUCAGCUAUGGAUAUGCAAGCUCUGCAGGCAAGAGAUCUUCAAUGGAAGACUUUUAUGAAACAAGAAUCGACGGUGUCGAUGGCGAACUCGUCGGUUUAUUCGGUGUUUUCGAUGGACAUGGCGGUGUUCGUGCCGCAGAAUACGUCAAACAGAAUCUCUUCAGCAAUCUGAUCAAACAUCCAAAAUUCAUAACUGAUACUAAAUCAGCAAUAGCUGAUGCAUACAAUCAUACAGACUCAGAGUUUCUGAAAUCCGAGAACAAUCAGAAUCAGAAUCGAGACGCCGGUUCAACUGCUUCUACUGCUAUUCUCGUCGGUGAUCGAUUGCUAGUUGCUAAUGUCGGAGAUUCAAGAGUUGUUAUAAGCAGAGGAGGAACAGCUAUUGCUGUUUCAAGAGAUCACAAGCCUGAUCAAACAGAAGAAAGACAGCGCAUCGAAGAUGCAGGUGGAUUUGUAAUGUGGGCUGGAACAUGGAGAGUUGGUGGAGUUCUCGCUGUUUCCCGUGCUUUCGGUGACCGACUUCUUAAGCAAUUUGUUGUUGCUGAUCCUGAUAUUCAGGAAGAAGUAAUUGAUGGAUCAUUGGAAUUUCUUAUUCUUGCAAGUGAUGGAUUGUGGGAUGUUGUCACAAAUGAGGAGGCUGUUGCAAUGGUGAAGCCAAUUGAAGAUCCAGAACAAGCAGCAAGAACAUUGAUGCAGGAAGCAUAUCAAAGAGGAAGUGCAGAUAACAUAACUUGUGUCGUAGUCCGUUUUCUUGUUAACAAAAAUAAUAAUUCUCAUCAUGAAUCAGGUCACAGAAAUAAUGUGAAGCAAGAAAACAAUACAAUGACUCACCGGGAACUCGAAUCGGGUUCGUAUCGGCAAAGAAAUUCAGGUCAUAACUGAUCAAGAUCAAUCAGAAAUUCGGUUGCCGUGUUAACUGUUAACCGGUUUUUUCGUAUUUCUUUUUACUGCUGUUUAGUUGUAAUGUGACAAUGUGUGUGAUUUACUGGCUAUGUUGUGUUUGUAGUUAUCAGUCUUCAGUUUGAUGUACUCUUGAAUUGCUUGUGUGAUCAGAUGUUUUUAUUUAUUUAUUUAUUCAUUUAUUUAUUAA